UAGUGAAUGCGGGGUCCGGGGAGAGCGGAUAUAGUGAAUGCAGGGUCCGGGGAGAGAGGAUAUAGUGAAUUCGGGGUCUGGGGAGAGCGGAUAUAUUGAAUGCGGGGUCUGGGGAGAGAGGAUAUAGUGAAUGCGGGGUCCGGGGAGAGCGGAUAUAGUGAAUGCAGGGUCCGGGGAGAGUGGAUCUACGGAUAUAGUGAAUGCAGGAUCCAGGGAGAGCGGAUAUAGUGAAUGCGGGGUCCGGAGAGAGCGGAUAUAGUGAAUGAGGGGGUCCGGGGAGUGCAGAUAUAGUGAAUGCGGGGUCCGGGGAGAGGA
Messenger RNA from Staurois parvus, 315 nucleotides. The record is from the annotation of a GenBank genome assembly. NCBI's taxonomy places the organism in Eukaryota, Metazoa, Chordata, Amphibia, Anura, Ranidae.